Molecule: messenger RNA, 1470 nt
Organism: Parnassius apollo (apollo)
Lineage: Eukaryota; Metazoa; Arthropoda; Insecta; Lepidoptera; Papilionidae
Source: the annotation of a GenBank genome assembly
AUGGGAAGAACAUAUAAAAGAAAAGAGGGUGCAAACCCACGUAUACGUGUUGACCCACAAAUUCACCCACAAGUUGACCCACAAGAAGCAGUGAACAAGGUAUUGGAGGGAAAUACGAUUAAAGUAUCGUUUUGGACCGGAAACUUCUGGAAUAUUGACGAGACGGGGCUGAGUACUGUACAUAAACCUAAGAAAAUUGUUGCUACUAAAGGUGUAAAGCAAAUAGGGAAGAUGACAUCAGGUGAACGUGGUGAAUUGGUAACUGCGUGCUGUGCUAUAAAUGCAAUGGGAGGAUACAUUCCUCCAUUCAUGAUCUUUCCACGCAAGAACUGGCAAGAUCGUAUGUUGAACGGUGCACCUGCAGGUACAAAUGCGAGCGUAUUUCCUUCAGACUCGAUGACUGCUGAGAAUUUUAUAAAGUUUUUACAACAUUUUAAAAAAUACACCAAAUGUUCAGUUGAGUAUCCGAUGCUGAUUAUAAUGGAUAAUCACGACAGUCAUAUUAGCAUAGAAUCAUUAAACUUCGCUAAAAAGAAUGGUAUAAAUCUUUUGACAAUACCUCCCCACACGUCUCAUAAAACACAGCCUUUAGACAGAACAGUGUUUGCACCACUCAAAGCCUAUUAUGAUACAUGUAGCGAUUGGAUGGAUCAGAAUCCUGGCAAAACUAUAACGAUUUAUGAAACAUCGGAAUUACUCGGGAAUAUUAAUACAAUUUUUACACCUCUGAAUGUUCUGAGUGGAUUUCGAGUAAAUGGAAUUUAUCCCUUCAAUAAAGACAUUUUCACCGAUGAUGUAUUUCUCUCGUCGUAUGUUACGGACAGGCUUUUAGUUACUGAAACAAAUCCAGAACGCACUGGUGAGAAUGACCAAUCACAAAACUGUGAACUGUUGUCUCCACAACGAUCAGCUACACCAUCAAUUCUAUCUGAUGCAACAUUGACACGUCAAGACUUUGAGAUUAACCCGAAAGUACCUGAAAAUACCACACAAGAUGCGAUUAUACCGGAACAAUUCACAUCCAACUCUGUCAAUCCAAAUGAGGUCCUGAUAUCUAGUACACACAAAACUCCUACAAAGAGAGCUGCUCCAUCAAGUCCACAACCAGGCUGUUCAAAAAUCUUGAAACGUUUUAAGACUCCUGAGGAAAUAAAACCAUUCCCGAAAGCUGGUUGCCGAAAAAAGGAAAAAUCUUCAUCGGAAGAUGAUGAUGAAUUGCCUCCAUCACCAGAUUCCACGUAUGAUAUGUCUGAAGAUGAAAAUGAUGACGAAUAUGAUGUUUUAUCUAGUUGUGAAUCUGAAGAUGAUCAUGGAAAUGACAUGCCACCCGACGAAACUAACGAUUGGGUUAUUAUUCUGGAUACAUUAAAAAAUUUGCAAAAAAAAAUUGACGACAAGAAAUUCAAGUGGCCUAUAAAAGACGAUGUUGCUGAAGUGGCUAGAUACCAAAUAGAAAAAAAAUCUACCUGA